ACCGAUACUGGCAAGCGCCAACAUGAGAGCAUCAAGGGUGGCCGCAGGCAAGAGGAAGACGACUCUGAUGAAGAGCCCGCCCUAUUUAUGGCCUCGAAGAAGACGAAAUCGAAAGUGAAGACGGCGUCUGGCACCGUUGGGGCCAAGACUCCUUUCAAUGAGCCACUUUCGCCUCAGCCUACACGAUCGGAACCGACCGCAGGCCAGGCUAGCCGCACCAUACCGCAGACUUCCAGAGAUGAUGGCCAGGUGGAGGCGAGCGAUGAAAAGCGCAGCACAAAUGCAUCUCGUGCAAUUUUCCAGGACAAUAACAAGCUCGAAAAGCAGUCCCAGCACACGUCGGCUGGCCCAGAGGAAGACAAUGACGAGGGGUUUUUCGCAUUUGAUGACGAGGAGGAGACCAGCAGCAGCCAGAAGACUCGGGCCGCACGGUCCCGAACUGAAAAAUAUCUGACCGAAGCCCAAGAUGACGAGCCUGAGAACGUUGAGUACCACAAUAAUCACACUAAGGCAACUCGAUCGCACAGCGGUGGACGUGGGUCGCCUCCUACCAAUGCCAGCACCGGCUCGCAGCCUGCAAUUACGGUGCCGGCUCAGCAUCCUACGAAGCCCGAGGGAACUCGAUCAUUGAGCACGUCCAUCGGGUCAUACGCAGGGCGGCCUGUGAUGCCCGGCCCAGUGAAGGACCAAGAACUGCUCAAGAAGUUAGAGAGUGUCGACUCUGAUGUGCCGUUCUUCGUUGGCAGCGUCAAUGGGCGAAGCGGCCCCGAUGCCUCCAAUGUUAAGAGCUACCAGGAGCAGGGAUUCUCUUACGAUAGCGACAAGGAUGAGGCUGGGGACAACGUGGAAAUGGCGGCGAAGAAGACACGGUAGGUAUCGAUUGAACGCGACAAAACUUCCCAAGAUGUUCAUACAGAACGAAAUGGGUUUUCAACACUGCCGGCCGCGGUCUUGUCAAGUGCAUACGUGGCUUCCAGGGUCUCGUCGGGCUGUUCGUGGCGGUGUAUAUAGUCUGGUAGCUUUGGACAGCGCCAUGAGAUUCAGGACCGGCUGUUGCUGAUGCGGUCGCGCUGGAAGGCUGUCUGCUCCGAUCCUGCGUCCUUCAGCAGCCAAGAUCAGGAGACGAGCUGAACCAUAUCAUGUUCGAUUGUAUGGACAGAAGAAUAACUGUUUGGAUCAUGUUUGUCUAUCAAGGAAGGCAGCAUGUUUGAAUUGCACUGUCUCUCAGUGCAGGUUAGCAUUGCAUCUUAUGUGGUGUUCUGAACUGGCUUGGGCAGGAAAUUGUUUAUGGGACACCAUGGCCCUAUCAUUAAGUCAAUGGCAUCCAAUUAGAUGCGACAUGUAAAUUGAUACUGUAUAGUAAUCAGAGUUACUAUGUGCUGG
Cryphonectria parasitica EP155 is the source of this 1383-nucleotide messenger RNA. RefSeq lists its product as uncharacterized. Bases 88 to 873 code for a protein of 261 amino acids. The record is from RefSeq and is a predicted model, not a curated record. Lineage: Eukaryota; Fungi; Ascomycota; Sordariomycetes; Diaporthales; Cryphonectriaceae. The transcript has 2 exons.